GCCAGCUGGAGCGUGCAGGAGAGAGGCAGAGCUGGCAUAAAACAAAAAAGUAUUUGGGCUUAAAAACACUAGGAGGAAGUAUGGAGUGCAUGAGAGAUAAAAGUUAAGUUUAGGUUCUUGUGAGUGUCCUUAAAGCAACAAGCAAUUACUCCAAGGGAAAGUGCUGAAAGGAAACAGAGAACAGUCACAAUAUGUCAGUCUGAGAAAGUUUCAUCACCAGAACUUCAGAGACGGCAGGACGGAGUAAAAUGGGGCACCCUAAUGUGCCACUUUCCAAUAAACAAGCUCGGGCUCACAGAAACAAACAAAUAUCCAGCCGGCUGCAACCCUACACUCCAAACGAUAAUUUGAACAAUGCACUGGGUGCGAUCAGAGUUCUCGGUGUGGAGCUGAUUGAAGAUGAACUCAAACCUCAUUUGAUAACAGUGCUGGCAAACAUUAAGGAGAAAAAGAAAGGCGCUGCUGAGCAGGUUGUGAUUAGUGGGAUCCUGCCAAUCCUGUCUCUGUCUCUGAGAAGCCGAGGCCCUUUGACUUUGCUGACUGCAAAACUGGUGGCUGAGCUUGCCAAGGAAUCUGUGGUUCGUAAAGGUUUUGGAGAUGCAGGCUUGGUCACAGCCCUGCUGUCAGUUCUGACCAGCACAAAUGAAGAGCUGCUUAUUAAUGCAGCAAGAGCCAUUUCACGCAUGUCUUAUGACAGCUCUAAGCAGCAGGAACUGUUACUACGUCGUGGUGUGGUGCCACGCCUUGUUGCCAUCUUGCUCCGUUUCCCUGAUAAGGAGGUCCUGGAGGAGGUGUGCCUCAUGGCUCUCUGUAAUCUCAGUGGCAUGGCAGUGGCAGAGGAGGCCGGUAUGAUCUGGGAAAGAGGAGUGCCCGUGAGGCCUGGAGAGUGCGUGUUUCAUGGCAUUUCUCCUCACACCUGUGGCUUUGCCUCUUCUGUAACGUUGGUGCGGGUCUCUCAAUGGGGACCCGGCCAGUACAUGAUCAGCAUCGAGGAUUUCCAGCGCUGCUCCUCCUCCUUCUGGAAUCUGCAUGGGAACAAACAGACUGUACACUGGUUCCCAUUCUUCAGUUUGGGCAACUGUUCAAAUAUGUUUAAGGUGAUCAAGUUCUCUACGAGGAACAUUCCUCGGACAAAGAGUCUGAAGACUCGUGUGUUCCACACUUUCCUGUGACAGCUUAAGCACAUGGUGACCUUCACCAAAUAGACUGCAAAACACUGAAACAACGCUGCUUGUGAGCUGGGAGCAGCAUCCGUCCAUCUGUCAGUCCGUCCAUCAAUCCUCCGUCCAUGUCUUUCUGUGACUGCUUAAAGGCUGUAAACAUGGUGACCUAAGCUAAAUGGACCGCAAAAGACUAAAGCAACUGCUGCUGGUGAGAUCCAUGUACCCUGGAUAAGUCUGAGUUUGGGGCAGCACGAAAACUAUGUUGACUUGUACUGUUUAAAAGAAAGUGGAGUUUCAUUAGUAAACAUGGAUGGUGAGAACAGCAUAUUAUAUUAUACUUUGCACAAGCACAUUGACAGUACCAUAUGCCACCGCCACAAGUUUGGACACCAAAAACCUGGUCUUUCAGCUAUGCUUAAGUGCUUUGCCACUAUUCUUAUAAGCUUCAAUUCAAUGUUGUUCAUUUUCUCCUGCUUUAUUGUGUAAGAUUUAAGAAUAGAAAAUGUAAGAAAAUUACUCCAGAUACCACACAGCAAGACAAAUACUACAAGCCAGCUCUACAAAAAUUGGCACCUCCGGUAAAGGUGUGUAUUAACACCCUGAAUAAAUUGUUGUUAAGGAGACUGCCAUUUUGUUACAAGUAGCUACUUUCUUGUAGUAAUUUAUUGACUUAUCAAUGUCAACACAUCAUAUUUUGAAAAGUAGCAAGAAAUGUAAAUAGUAAAUGGCCUGCACCUGUAUAGAGCUUUAUGAAGUCCGAUGACUCCAAAGCACUUUAGACUACAAUCAGUCAUCCACCUAUUUGUAUACACAUCAGUCGUAGGCUGUGUUGUAGCCACAGAUGCCCUGGGGCAGACUGACAGAAGAAGAAAUUGCGCUCAGUGUCACGACAUAGUUAAACCCCAGGGAAACAGGAAGUCCUUGAUUACUUAAUCAAAGUUCCUAAAAAACUAUAAAUGAAGAAAAUGCUUCAGUUAUUAUAUUUGACUGGAAGUACAAGUAGUGUUAGGAGUCAUUUCUCUUGAUGUGGGAUUUUUCUUCAUCUACUGAGUAAAUGCACCUAACUUAAAGAAUGGCUUUUUCUACUUUUUUUCCAAAACUUAAAUGAAUAAUAUAUAUUUUUUUUUUUAUUGAGCAGUUACAAUAAAAGUUCAUUUUAUGUUAGGGCUUUUUACACACUUUUUCCAUGGGUGCAAAUUGUUUUGGAUAACAUUAUGCUCAUGCUGCUAAUUCCUUCACAAGAGCUUAAAAUAUGCAAUAUGUCUGCUAAGUAAUUUUCUACAAUAUUAAGGGGCUUUGUUGUUGUUCAUUUGUUGUUGUUUUUUUACACCCAAAUUCAUUUAAUUUGUGAUUAUGGCCUAAAUCAGUUUCAGUAUGAACUUUUAAUGAUUUAUGAUUAUUUGGUACAAAGAGACAUCUUAAUUCAAAUUUAGAGUUUGUGUUUAUGUGAACAACUAUGAAACAAGCUUUAGCACCCUAAUUGUUUAUGUAUUUUUUUCCUUCAUAUACAUAUGUUUCAAUGUACUGACACAAAUCUGUAUUUUUCACAGAGAAAAUCAGAAAUACAUUUCAAGUCUGAGAUGAUAUGAUGGAUGAGAUUGAUGAGAUCUUGUCCUGCAUAGAUCCUCUAGCCAUUUUGUGACUUAUUGUCUUUAUAUUUUUUACUUUUCGAACUGUAACAGUGAUUUGUAAGGGUCAUUUCAAGCGUAGAACCAGGUUGAUAACCAGAAUUGACCACUAGAUGGCAUACAUGCACUGGAAAAAGACGAGACAGAAUGCCUAUUUACACCUUUACAAGUCUGAGGAUUUAUGUCAGUUGAUCUUAUGUAAUAUAUUGUCCAAUAUUUAAUUGGUCCACUUUAGGCGUUAGAAAUCUUCUUAUGAAGCAGUUCAACCUUCUUACACUAUAAAUUUCUUAAGUACAAAUUACACAUCUGAGCUUUUCAAGUCUCUCUCACUUGCCUUCAUCUAAUUACUUCUCUUAUUGGUUUCAUCUUGCCUUAGGCAUCCAAACAAAGGGGCGCGUCCUAUAAUCAAUCCUAACUUUAUUACUUUGGGAACCACUUAAAUAUUUGAUGUCAGAUAAAAUGAGAACUUGGAAUUAUUUACAGGUAGACUAGGGGUGUAUACGUUGUUUAUAUACAGCAGGUCCUGGUUGUGCCUUAUUUUAGGAAAGAGACCAGCUUCAUCAACAAAUAAUGAGGAUUUUCAUGAAUGAUGUCAAAUUCCUGUAAUUGAUGUUGUAUAGAAAAAUUAAGAUGCAUACUUUUUUUCCACAGUUCUACUCCAGGAAUGGAAAGAAAUUUUUUCCAGUAAGUUUAGUCCCCAUACAAUUAUCUGGAAUUAUAAUGGAAUAUGUUAGAAACUCAAUUACCAGCAAAUCACAUCAGAAAAGAGAGAAAACACGGUAAUACAGGACUGGUACAUUAAAUCCUGUUGCAUUAAAAAACAUCUCCAACAGGAGUAAUUUAGGUUUAUUGAAGGCUGUUGUAUCUAUAAGAUUUGUCACAUUUUGGAAGGUUGUAACUGGAAAUGUCAAUGUAUUUUAUUGAGAUUUUAUGUGACAGAUCAACACAAAGAGGUACAUAAAUGUCAAGAGGAAGAAAACGUGUGGAUGGUUUUCAAACAUUUUUACGAAUGAAAACCUAAAAAGUGUAUUCAUCUCCUCUUGCCAGUGUCUCCACUGGCAUUUAAAAUUAAAGUCAGUCAGUCAGUCAGUCAUUUUCUACCGCUUUUUCUAAAUGAAAACAGCUGUUGCAAAUUUUUAACAGGAAAAAGGUUCAAGCUUAGUAAGAUUUAAUUGAAAUUGUCUAUGAACACCAAAAAGUCUUAUCACAGAUAAUUUGAUUUUGGUCUUAUCUUUGACCUGGCCUUUAACACACAAAUAUGGUUUGAUCUAAACUAUUCCAUCAUAGCUCUGGCUAAACAGUAUAUUUGGGGUCAUUGUCCUGCUGGAAGACAGCCCAAUCUCCACCACCAUGUUUCCUCUUGGGGAUAGUGUGUUCAGAGUGAUGUGCAGUGUUGGUAUUAAACCAUACAUAGUGCUUUGUAUGUAAGCUGAAGGAUUUUAAUUUAGGACGUCAUCUGACCAGAACGCUUUCUUCCAUAUUUUCUUUGUCCCCUACAUGGGUUAUGGAAAACCUUAAACAUGACUUUUUAUGACACUCUUUUAACAAUGCCUUUCUUCCUACCGUUCAACCAUGAAGGCCAGAUUUGCAGAGAUGUCUUGCUAAAACAUUUUCCCACCUAAGAUUUGAAUCUGUGCAGCUCAUCCACCGUCUCCACGGGCUUCUUGGCUGCUUGUCUGACUAAUGUUCUCCUUGCCUGACCUGUUAGUUUAUAUGGAUGGCCAUGGCUUAGUAGGUUUGCAGUUGUGCUGUACUCUUUCUAUUUUCAGAUGAUGGAUUGAACAGUGGUCUGUGAGAUGUUCAAAGCUUGGGACAUUGUUUCAUAGCCUAUCUCUGCUUCAGACUACUUCAGUCUCUGAUGUGCAUCUUGAUCUUCAUGAUGCUGUUUGUUCACUGAUGUUCUCCAACAAACAUGUGAGGCCUUCAUAAAACAGCUGGAUUUGUUUUGGAAUUAAAUUACAAAAACAGCAACUACUUAUUCAAUAAUUAGGUGAUUUCUGAAGUCAACAAGUUGCAGGUUUUAGGAGUAUCAGAAUAAUGGGCUGAAUACUUCAUUGCACACCACACUUUUUAUUUUUUGGUGAAAGGUAAUUGUAAGCCAUGCUAUCUCUUCCUCCCACUUCAUAAUUGUGCACUACUUUGUGUUGACUUAUCACGUAAAAUACUAAUAAAACACAUUCAGGUUUUUGGUAGUAAUUUGAUAAAAUGUGAAAAACUGAAAGAGGUAAGCACCAUCUGUAUAUCUUGUUAAACACAUCAGAUUCCUUGAUGCAUGGGUUUAACAGGAUUGUUGUUGCCCCAAUCUUGGCACAAACACAUGACCUGUCAGACACUCAGAUUGUUUAAUCAGUGGCUCCAUGUCUAAUCUAAAGAGAGGAAAUGCAGGAAGCAUGCAUAUAUUACAUUUAAUAUUAAACUUAUUAAUAAUGCAUGACAGAGUUUGUAGUCUAUGCCCACAAACACGGCUGAAGAGUGUUUUAUUACUUGUCUUUGUAAAUGAAGCAUUUAAACUUUAAUCCGUUUGUUUUGAGCAACCCAGAGUUAUUGCGUUAUAAUCUCAUUUAGCCUUUAAUUACGGCUUUUAUCACUUUGAUAUUGUAGCCUUAGCUACUCUUAACCCGUAGGACAAAGAUAUCAGUUGUCUGCAUCACUGGAUCUAUUAAUAAAUACAAACAUAAAAUAUAACGGUAGUUAUAAUUACAGCAGUUGGCUAUAGUGCCACAAUUUUAUACAGAGCAUUUGCAGACAUAUAGCAAAGUAAAUAGUCACAGCACAUGUAGCAGAGGCUUAAUUUCUCAACUAAAUGAAGGCCAUCACUUAAAUAGAUCCUUGCUCAGGGCUUGUUGUUAAAUAUAAUAGUUGAUCAUCAACCCUGAUAUCUUUGUAGCAAACCUAGGCCUCACUUAUGGGCUUCUGUUACAGGUCGUUGACAUCUUAGAGGUUCAGGAUUAGAGUAAACAAAUCAAUUUGUUAGGUGCAAGUGAGAUUUCAGAUGGAUCCAACUGCUCGUGUUUUGUAACUCAUUGAGGACAGUUGUGCCCCUGAGAGCUUCUGUGUCCUAACCUUUAAGGCAAUGAUGACGUUAACAGUCAACCACAUAACUCCACUGAGCAAGCCUUUUUAUCCAACAUAUUUCACUCAUAAAACCUCCAUCCAUCCAUUUUCUACAUCCACUUCUUCCAUACCGGGUCGCCAGGGAGCUGGUGCUCCAGCAGUUUACGGGCGAGAGGCGGAGUGCACCCUGGACAGGUCACCGGUCCCUCGCAGGGCAACAUACAGAACAAACAACCAUGCACACACCCAUACACACCUAAGGGCAUUUUAGAGAGACCAAUUAACCUAACAGUCAUGUUUUUGGACUGUGGGAGGAAGCCGGAGAAUACAGAGAGAACCCACGCAUGCAAGGGGAGAACAUGAAAACUCUGCUGCAAGGCAACAGUGCCAACCACUGCGUCACUGUACAGCCCACUAAUAAAACUUGUUGCAUAUUUGAUGGUACCACACUACGCCCAGAAUACAUCAAUAUUAAAAUAUGUUAAAUAUUAAAAUCAAUAAUAGUCAAUUAUAACUUCUUCAAAAUGAAACAAGAACAGAAGGGUUUUUAACAAUUUCAGGAUUUAAAAUGAUAAAAAUAAGUAAAAAAAAAAAAACCUAUAUCAGAAACUGAGGAAUUACUUUUAAAGUUUAAUCGUCAACAAUUGCUGCUAAAAUGAAUUGCAACACAUCAUUAUUCUGGGAUAUGCUCAAUUCGAUGGGGCCAUAUUUCUUAGCAUAUCUGUGAAUUUUUUAAUUAACGUGUCCUAAGCUUGUGCUGAUGGUUGUUUGGGGUGAGAUCUUUUGAUUGGUGUGAUCAUGCUUAUAAACAGAGCACAAAACAAAGCUUGAUCACAGACAGUUUUCAAAUUACUUUUACUAGUCAACUAAUUUGUAUUAAUGUUUCUCUGCAUAUAAAUAUGCAAAUAUCUGCAGGGGAAGGUGCUAUAGUUUUUCACAGUCUAACAUGGACAUGUUCUUACCUGUUUUUCUUGUUAAUAUGAGAAGCACAUGUUGUCUUGUAAUGAAACAGGAAUGUUCGGCAUAAAAAACCAUUAUCCAAAUCCAGGUGCAUCUCAAGAAAUUGGAAUAUCAUGAGAUGAUUUAUUUCAGUUGUUUAACUCAAAACUUAAAACUCACUUAUUCAAUAAAUUCAUUACACACAAAAUUGUAAAACAAUUACAUUCUAAAGUGUUUAAUUGCAGUUACUGACACCCACCACAGCACCAACAGUCAUUGCUAAAGAAGCUAGCUGUUUCCAUAGUGCUCAAUGCAUGACCACAGUGGUGAGAGGCAAAGCAAUCAGAUUUACAAGACAUAGAGCAACGCUGGAGUUGCUGCUUCAAGAGUCACCAGACACAGAAGCAUCUGGAACAUGGGCUAAUUCUUCCAUAUUCUUCGUGUUAAAUCACACCUGAACCAGUCAUGUUAGAAAUGGGUUACCUGGGCUAAGGAGAACAAGCACUGGACUGUUGCUCAGCAGAGUCUGGAGGAAGAGUGGGAAAGCACAGAAUCCUGGAUUGGCCAUCAAACUGGCCUGACCUAAUUAGGUUUAAACCUCACAGAAAGUAAUAUUAUCAAGAUGAAGAUGAGACACAAGAUUCAUGAUGCAGACUAACGUUAGGGUUAUCUUGAUAAUUUGCAGUGAUGAUAAGAAAGAUUGUGUCUUCAACUGAAAUGUUUUCAGUAAGUUCCCCUUAUUUGGACCUGAUAAGGCCAAUAAAUUGAUUUCCUAUGCUUAUCCAAAUGUUUAUUUGCUGUGAAAAAAAUCUUAUCUAAAACAUUAAUUAACUUAUGCUACUUUCUGUUUAUAUAUUUUGAAAUUACUUUUUUACUGUUUGCUUAAAUUCCAUCGAAUUUCAUGGGUUGAACUUUGCUUUCUCUAAUCAUAUUACUGUUAACACAUGGUUAUUUUCUGUCUAUAUUUGCCUAAUAUGCUUAUAGACACUGAGUGAGACUCUGCUCUUCCUCUGAAGGUCGCCUGCCUGUUAGAACGAGCCCUGAAGCUGUAAAGCAGGAUAGAGGCAGGGUCUGUUCUCACCCAGACUUAUUGAGCAAGUCAGUUUCCCACAGUUUGUCUGUAAAUAUUUUUCACACCCCUUCUGUCUGGUGAAUAACAAACAUAUAACAACUAUGUAGGUUAGAGCAACAGAAGAACUCUGAAAGUACAACAGAUUGCUCUCCAUGGCACAAGAUUACUUUAAUAAACCUGACUGAGUCAUCGUCAUCAUAACAAUGCUUGGAGGCUUUUUUUCCACAACAAACUUUAUACUUUUUUUUACUUUAAUCUAUGAUUUUUCAGUUUGUAAUAACAAGUAUUGUUGCACACUUCCUAAUGAACCCUUCCUCUGUAAAUUGCUAUGACUGAAAAUGGUGAAUCUGUUAAGUGGAUUACUCAAAAGCCAUGAAUAAAAUGACUUUGAAGCUUGUAA
Messenger RNA from Girardinichthys multiradiatus, 8256 nucleotides. RefSeq lists its product as uncharacterized. The record is from RefSeq and is a predicted model, not a curated record. Bases 249 to 1172 code for a protein of 307 amino acids. Gene Ontology annotation, biological process: positive regulation of GTPase activity. Gene Ontology annotation, cellular component: cytosol. Gene Ontology annotation, molecular function: guanyl-nucleotide exchange factor activity; protein binding. NCBI's taxonomy places the organism in Eukaryota, Metazoa, Chordata, Actinopteri, Cyprinodontiformes, Goodeidae. The transcript is spliced from 5 exons.